Messenger RNA from Coregonus sp. 'balchen', 9466 nucleotides. NCBI's taxonomy places the organism in Eukaryota, Metazoa, Chordata, Actinopteri, Salmoniformes, Salmonidae. The record is from the annotation of a GenBank genome assembly.
CCUAUUGAAUGCAUCUGGGAAGUCGGACAAUGCUGGAACGGUGGACAGUGCCAUAACAACGCUUUAGUAACCAAGAACAUUUUGCACAAACUUGUUUUCUUAUUGAAGAAAGUAGACUUAGCUUGCAGGUCCAGCACAUGCCAAAAAAUACAUAACAUUUAACACCAUCAAGGACACUUUGUACAGGUAAUGCAGAUUUAUAAAUUGUUCUUAAAUUGAUACAUUAUGUAACGUAUUGCAUGAUUUCAAGUGAACUCUAUUGUUUUGCUCUGUGAUGCCAACCGUGCACAAAUGUAUCGCAGUGGAAACUCAAUCUGGCAAUGGCUUUCAUCACCUUUUGCGCUCAUGCCAGGCACUUUUUCGCGAGGGGAGUGUGACGCAACAGUUCAAUUGCUGAUAGUUUUCUCCAAGGCCAGGGUGCUGUUGUACUCUUUGUUGCUACUGCCUGCAACUAGAGCAAAACGUUGCACCCACCGAUUUGGUUCAUUCGAUGUAAUUUUUAACAAUAGAAAAUAAAAGUUAAAGUUGUUAAAUCCAGUGGUGGAAAAAGUACCCAAUUGUCAUACUUGAGUAAAAGUAAAGAUACCAUAAUAGAAAAUGACUCAAGUAAAAGUCACCCAGUAAAAUCCAGGUUGAGUAAAAGUAAAGAUACCAUAAUAGAAAAUGACUCAAGUAAAAGUCACCCAGUAAAAUCCAGGUUGAGUAAAAGUCUAAAAUUAUUUGGUUUUAAAUAUACUUAAGUAUCAAAAGUAAAUGUAAUUGCUAAAAUAUACUUAAGUAUCAAAAGUAAAAAUAUAAAUAAUUUCAAAUUCAUUAUAUUAAGCAAACCAGACGGCACCAUUUUCUUUAAUUUACGGAUAGCCAGGGGCACGCUCCAACACUCAGACAUAAUUUACAAACGAAGCAUGUGUUUAGUAAAUCCGACAGAUUAGAGGCAGUAGGGAUGACCAGGGAUGUUCUCUUGAUAAAUGUGUGAAUUAGACCAUUUUCCUGCUAAGCAUUAAAAAUGUAACCAGUACUUUCGGGUGUCAGGAAAAAUGUAUGGAGUAAAAAGUAGAUAAUGUUCUUCAGGAAUGUAGUGAAGUAAAAGUUGUCAAAAAUAUAAAUAGUUAAGUAAAGAACAGAUACCCCAAAAAACUACUUAAGAAGUACUUUUAAGUAUUUUUACUUAAGUACUUUACACCACUGGUUAAAUCAUCAGAUUGUUGCACUGCAUCUGUCGAUGAAUCAUGUACGGUACAGUAACUAUCGCAUGCUUGAACUGAGCACAUUAUUUUAUUUUUCAUGACGUAGCAUAGUAAAUGUAAAUCCUGGACACUGAACAUAGUAUGAUACAGAAUGUUACGUUUGGUAUAGUUAGAUAAGACAGAAGGUUACUUAAGGCAGAAAUGAAAGGAGGGUGAUUGGUCGGGAUGGGUGGACAUUUCAUCACAGACAAUUCUAGCUAAUUAGCAACUUUGCAACUAGUGAGUACUUUUUAGCUACUAAGUAACUAUACUGAACAAAAAUAUAAACACCAAGUGUUGGUCCCAUGUUUCAUUAGCAGAAAUAAAAUAUCACAGAAAUGUCUCUUAAAUUUUGUGCACUAAUUUGUUUACAUCCCUCUUAGUGAGCAUUUCUCCUUUGCCAAUAUAAUCCACCCACCUGGCAGGUGUGGCAUAUCAAGAAGCUGAUUAAACAGCAUGAUCAUUACACAGGUACACCUUGUGCUGGGGACAAAAAAAGGCAAUUCUAAAAUGUGACCGACCAGCUCGAUUCAGUCUUAUGUAGCAACAUUUUAAAUUGUGUAUUUUAACAUUGGUUAAAAGUAGAGACUCAGAGCUAGAAAAUGUUAUAUAUCAUACACUACAGUUGAGAAACAAUGGGAAAGUAAUUCUGCUUUGAAAGUUGAUAAACUUGGAACCCCACUUUUGAGAAAAUGGCCCUUGAAUGUUUUAGUACACCUACUGGAGAGCUCUUCUUUGUCUACACCCAUUCAGCAUCGUUCACACCCUACGUCUAUCGACAUGUCUGUAUACAGUUGUCAUUCAUUAUUACAGGAAAAUAAACUCACAACAAUAUCCUUUUUUACAAGUUAAUGGUGAGCUAUUUAAAGAAAAUAGCUUACGGUUGUGAGUGUGACGAAAUAAAAGCAGAGAAUUUUAGAACUUGGACACUGUCUCAUUGGCCUAACGUCAUAUCCUAAUUUGACUGGUGCAGGUCAUGUUGUCCUUUACAUGACCGUCUCUGGUAAACACACACUAUAUCAAAUAUAAUCAAAGUUGAUUUGUCACAUGCACAGGAUACAGAAGGUGUAAACGGUACAGUGAAAUUGUUUCUUGCAUAGUGCAGUCUUUUUUUUUUAGACUAUCUAUCUAGCUAAACAAUGAACCAUAAUCCCAACUCAUAACUUUACUACCCUGCAUUAAUCUACAGGUAGCUAAACACUAACCAGCUAGGUUCAAUGUUAGCUAGCUAGCAAACAUUAGGAUAUAACUAGCAAUGCAAAUGGCUCUGAGAUAUGAAUAAUAUUACUACACAGAUCAUACACGUAACGUAACGUUAGCUAGCGAGCCAGCCAGCUAACGUUAGCUAGCUAGCUAACAGUAAGCUUUAACUUGCAAUGAAAAUGAUUUUCUGACAAAAUUAGAAACGUAUCAUAUCUGAAAAUGUAGCUAGCUAGACUCUCUUACCCGUAUACAUGGAUGAACGCUUCUCCUUCUGUCACGGAUGCCAUGGUUGCCCUUAGUUUGAAGACGUAAUCCGGAGACAGGUGUUUUAUACAACAGCCUUCUCUUUUUGACUCCCUCCGCAUUUGCAAUCAAAUGCCUGAAUUUUCUCCAUCUCCUUAGCUAUCAUACUCUGCUUCCACCAGGCAUUCCACUGAUUUCAAAACUCAGUCCUCCAGAAAGUGGAGAGCUAACUUUAAAAAAAAUCUGCGUUAGUAAGGAUUAUCUACACAUACUGAGCAGCUCAAUCCGAACUCAUCUCUCGGCAUGUCCAGCCCAUGCAUUAUCUCAGCCAAUCAUGGCUAGCGGGAAGGUUCCUGACGUUUUCUGUGGCUAAACCAACUAGGCUCGUAAUUUAACCAUUUUAUUCGUAUUUACAGAUGGCAUACACGUUUGUUAUUAAGGCACAUGAAAGUUCACAUGCUCCAGAAGGCAUUUUUGCCUAAAAACACAUUUUGAUAAAUAAAUAAAAGUUUACGUUCAAAUGUCUCUCCUGUGAAGUAGUGAUGCGUGACAUACGCCUAGUGUGCAAUUGGCAUUCUGACUGCAGGAAUGUCCACCAGUGCUGUAGCCAGAUAAUUUAAUGUUAAUUUCUCUACCAUAAGCCGCCUCCAACGUUGUUGUAGAGAAUUUGGCAGUACGUCCAACCGGCCUCAAAACCGCAGACCACGUGUAACCACGCCAGCCCACGACCUCACAACCGCAGACCACGUGUAACCACGCCAGGCCAGGACCUCCACAUCCGGCUUAUUCUCCUGCGGGAUCAUCUGAGACCAGCCAGCUGGACAACUGAUGAAACUGUGGGUUUGCACAAUUGAGGAAUUUCUGCACAAACUGUCAGAAACCGUCUCAGGGAAUCUCAUCUGCGUGCUCGUCGUCCUCACCAGGGUCUUGACCUGACUGCAGUUUGGCAUUGUAACUGACUUCAGUGGGCAAAUGCUCACCUUCGAUGGCCACUGGCACGUUGGAGAAGUGUGCUCUUCACGGAUGAAUCAUGGUUUCAACUGUACUGGGCAGAUGGCAGACAGCAUCUUAUGGCGUCUUGUGGGCAAGCUGUUUGCUGAUGUCAACAUUGUGAACAGAGUGCCCCAUGGUGGGGUUAUGGUAUGGGCAGGCAUAGGCUAUGGACAAUGAACACAAUUUCAUUUUAUCGAUGGAAAUUUGAAUGCACAGAGAUACCGUGACGAGAUCCUGAGGUCCAUUAUCGUGCCAUUCAUCCGCCGCCAUCACCUCAUGUUUCAUCAUGAUAAUGCACGGCCCCAUGUAGCAAGGAUCUGCACACAAUUCCUGGAAGCUGAAAAUGUCCCAGUUCUUCCAUGGCCUGCAUACUCACCAGACAUGUCACCCUUUGAGCAUGUUUGGGAUGCUCUGGAUCGACGUGUACGACAGCCUGUUCCACUUCCAGCCAAUAUCCAGAAACUUUGCACAGCCAUUGAAGAGGAGUGGGACAACAUUCCAAAUGCCACAAUGAACAAUCUGAUCAACUCUAUGCGAAGGAGAUGUGUCGUGCUGCAUGAGGCAAAUGGUGGUCACACCAGAUACUGACUGGUUUUCUGAUCCACGCCCUACUUUUUUUUAAAGGUAUUCGUGACCAACCGAUGCAAAUGUGUAUUCCUAGUCAUGUGAAAUCCAUAGAUUAGGGCCUAAUGAAUUUAUUACAAUUGACUGAUUUCCUUAUGAACUGUAACUCAGUAAAAUCUUUGGAAUUCUUGCAUGUUGCUUUUAUAUUUUUUGUUCAGCAUGUUGGCUAACCCUUCCCCUAACUUUAACCUAACCACUAGCCUAGCUAAUGUUAGCUAUCUAGCUAACAUUAGCAUUAGCCAUCUAGCUAAUGUUAGCAACAACAAAUUAGACUUUUUUAACAUAUCAUACGUAUUGCAAAUUCUUAACAUAUUGCACAAAUUGCAAUUCAUGACACAUCAAACGAAUUGUAAUUCGUAACAUAUACAAAAUAGAUGAUGGACAUCCACAAAUUAAUACAUACCAUACGAAACAUUACAUAUCAUACAGAGGGACACAGAUUUACGUUUACUAAGUCCAGGUUGAAAUGUUAGCUAAAUGUCAAAGUGUAAUUGAUUUAGGUAUUCAAAAAUAUAUAUUUUCAGUAUCAACCAUUGUCUUUGCAUGCAUAUUAGUAUUAAUGCUCGAUGCAUAUAGCAGUUGCAGAUAUAUUACCAUAUUCAAUCAAAACCUUUAUCUGGUUUUCGGGGGAAUGAUUCUCAGAAGACCUCAAGUAGUCAAGGUUUUGCUUUUCCCAUCUCAUGACCUCUGUCUACUAUUGGCAAAUUGAAUUACUUGUCAUCCGAUGCACUCAUCACUUUCAAUAUACUGUCCUGUCCAAAUAGAAAUGACCACUGUCAGUUAAACAAUCAAUGAUGUUUUUGUCUCUCCUGCGUGCUUUUGUUUCAGCAUAAUGACAACUUUAUCACAGACAAAGGAAAUCUUCCGGAGAGCAGAUGCUGUGUGCUUUGAUGUGGACAGCACUGUCAUCAGAGAAGAAGGCAUUGAUGAGCUAGCCAAAUUCUGCGGGGUUGGAGAUGCUGUCACAGAAAUGUAUGUUGUGUAGCAAUUCGUAAUGAUUUUAAGAUGAAAAGCAUGUGCUUUCUUCUCUCCCUUCUUUAUCUAGGCCCAUCUACAUUCCCCUGUACCAUCAUUUUCUACAUGUUAUUUUCUAAAUGUUUCAUUCUCAACAUAUUUGUUGAGUACAUUGAGUUUCUCUCAUUUCAGGACUCGCCAGGCCAUGGGAGGGUCAGUGACUUUUAAAACCGCUCUGACAGAGCGCCUGUCGAUCAUCCGAUGCUCGAGGGAACAAGUGAACAAACUGAUAACUGACCACCCUCCCCAGUUGACGACAGGUAUUAAGUAAGUGGUUGUUGAUUCAAUUGGUCAAUUUUUUCCCCCACUCAACACUAUUUGAUUAUUAGCAGACUAUUGUAAUUGUAUUGUCAUUCCCACAUAAAAUGGUUGAACUUCCAGUAGUCUCUUCAAGCCGGGUGUCUAACCUCAAGUUGCAUAAUCACUUAUGAAACCUGUACUAAUUUCUGCAUGUUGUAGAAUAAAUUGACACAUUUCCAUCCAUUGUCCAGGGAGCUUGUUGAUACUCUGCACCAGCGCAACGUGAAGGUGUUCCUGGUAUCUGGUGGUUUCCGCUGUAUCGUGGAGCAUGUCGCCACUCAACUCAACAUUCCUCUCCAUCACGUGUAUGCCAACCGCCUCAAGUUCUACUUCAAUGGUAAGAGCAGAUCAGAGCAGCAUCAGAAUCACCUCACACUGUUGCAGGGAUGAACUGUGGUUGAUGACUGUAUGAUCAUUAAUGUAUGAAUAUUAUGGGUUAUUUUGGUUUGACGACUGGAAGCAAAAACAGGUGGCCAUCUUAUCACUUCAGUAUCCCUGCACAUUGUACAUUUGGUAUUGGCACUGACCCUGUAUAUAGCUUCCUCUCUUAUUUCUUAAUUCUCGUGUUUUCUUUAUUAUAUACACUACCAGUCAAAAGUUUGGACACACCUACCAAGAAAUUCCACAAAUUAGCUUUUAACAAGGCACACCUGUUAAUUGAAAUGCAUUCCAGGUGACUACCUCAUGAAGCUGGUUGAGAGAAUGCCAAGAGUGUGCAAAGCUGUCAUCAAGGCAAAGGGAGGCUAUUUGAAAAAUCUCGAAUAUACAAUAUUUUUUGAUUUGUUUAACACUUUUUUGGUUACUACAUGAUUCCAUAUGUGUUAUUUCAUAGUUUUGAUGUCUUCACUAUUAUUCAACAAUGUAGAAAAUAGUAAAAAUAAAGAAAAACCCUGGAAUGAGUAGGGUGUCCAAACUUUUGACUGGUACUGUAUAUAUUUUAUUUGCAUUAGUUAUACUAUUUUGAUAUUGAUUACUGCACUGUUGGGUAGAGCUUGCAAGUGAAGCAUUUUACUGUACUUGUGCAUAUGACAACUUGAACUGAACUUCAGAGGGCUGGUUUCAGCCAAGCAAGCAGUAGAUUGGCCUCUACAGGAAGGAAUUCUUUACUAAUUCAAACCGUAAUAUUUUCCUCCUAGGUGAGUAUGCUGGCUUUGACGAGACCCAGCCCACAUCUGAGAGUAAUGGAAAGGGGAAGGUGAUCAGCAUGCUCAAGGAGAAGCACAGCUUCAAGAACGUGGUGAUGAUUGGCGAUGGAGCCACAGACCUGGAGGCCUGUCCCCCUGCAGUAAGUGUUGUCUUGUCAAUACACUUAAAGACAGGUGACAAGCUAGUAUUUAUAGCUGUUACUUAUGUCAUCUCCAGCGUUCUGUCAUAGAAUACUUUAUUGUCCAUCUUGUGAAGGAAAUUUGUAUUUUUUUCUAUCUGCUCCCAACACCCCUAGACACCACAGAAACGCACACACACAACACAUUUUAGGUGGAGCACAGAGUUAACAGCAGUGCAGUGCCCGUGGAGGAGUUACAGUUGAAGUCGGAAGUUUACAUACACCUUAGCCAAAUACAUUUAAACUCAGUUUUUCACAAUUCCUGGCAUUUAAUCCUGUCUUAGGUCAGUUAGGAUCACCACUUUAUUUUAAGAAUGUGAAAUGUCAGAAUAAUAGUAGAGAGAAUGAUUGAUUUAUUUAAGCUUUUAUUUCUUUCAUCACAUUCCCAGUGGGUCAGAAGUUUACAUACACUCAAUUAGUAUUUGGUAGCAUUGCCUUUAAAUUGUUCGGGUAGCCUUCCACAAGCUUCCCACAAUAAGUUGGGUAAAUUUUGGCUCAUUCCUCCUGACAGAGCUGGUGUAACUGAGUCAGGUUUGUAGGCCUCCUUGCUCGCACACGCCUUUUCAGUUCUGCCCACACAUUUUCUAUAGGAUUGAGGUCAGGGCUUUGUGAUGGCCACUCCAAUACCUUGACUUUGUUGUCCUUAAGCCAUUUUGCCACAACUUUGGAAGUAUGCUUGGGGUCAUUGUCCAUUUGGAAGACCCAUUUGCGACCAAUCUUUAACUUCCUGACUGAUAUCUUGAGAUGUUGCUUCAAUAUAUCCACAUAAUUUUCCUUCCUCAUGAUGCCAUCUAUUUUGUGAAGUGCACCAGUCCAUCCUGUAGCAAAGCACCCCCACAGCAUGAUGCUGCCACCCCCGUGCUUCACAGUUGAGAUGGUGUUCUUCGGCUUGCAAGCGUCCUCCUGUUUCCUCCAAACAUAACGAUGGUCAUUAUGGCCAAACAGUUCUAUUUUUGUUUCAUCAGACCAGAGGACAUUUCUCCAAAAAGUACGAUCUUUGUCCCCAUGUGCAGAUGCAAACCGUAGUCUGGCUUUUUUAUGGCGGUUUUGGAGAAGUGGCUUCUUCCUUGCUGAGCGGCCUUUCAGGUUAUGUCGAUAUAGGGCUCGUUUUACUGUGGAUGUAAAUACUUCUGUACCCGUUUCCUCCAGCAUCUUCACAAGGUCCUUUGCUGUGGUUCUGGGAUUGAUUUGCAGUUUUCGCACCAAAGUACGUUCAUCUCUAGGAGACAGAACGCGUCUCCUUCCUGGGUGGUAUGAUGGCUGCGUGGUCCAAUGGUGUUUAUACUUGCGUACUAUUGUUUGUACAGAUGAAUGUGGUACCAUCAGGUGUUUGGAAAUUGCUCCCAAGGAUGAACCAUACUUGAGGUCUAUAAUUCAUUUGGCUGAUUUCUUUUGAUUUUCCCAUGAUGUCAAGCAAAGAGGCACUGAGUUUGAAGGUAGGCCUUAAAAUACAUCCACAGGUACACCUCCAAUUGACUCAAAUGAUGUCAAUUAGCCUAUCAGAAGCUUCUAAAGCUAUGACAUCAUUUUCUGGAAUUUUCCAAGCUGUUUAAAGGCACAGUCAACUUAGUGUAUGUAAACCUCUGACCCACUGGAAUUGUGAUAGUGAAUUAUAAGUGAAAUAAUCUGUCUGUAAACAAUUGUUGGAAAAAUGACUUGUCAUGCACAAAGUAGAUGUCCUAACCGACUUGCCAAAACUAUAGUUUGUUAACAAGAAAUGUGUGGAGUGGUUGAAAAACGAGUUUUAAUGACUCCAACCUAAGUGUAUGUAAACUUCCCACUUCAACUGUAAUUAUUAAGUGCCUUUUUCAAAGACACAAUUGCAGGGGUGUAUUCACUAGGAACCAAACAGAAGCAAACGGAAUGAACCGGGGAGGAACCUACCUGAAUGUAUCUAAUAGAAACUCUAGUUUGCAUUGCAAAACAUUUUGCUACGGUCUGCAACUAAUGAAUACACCCCAGUACUAGAUUGUCAGGCGUUAAAGGCAGCUAUAAUGUAAAGUAACACUGGAAUAAUGGACACUGGAUGCCUUUUGACUUUUAAGCUAUUUUCCUCACUACAUUGUUUUGUUUUUCAGAAUGCAUUCAUUGGAUUUGGUGGAAACGUGGUCAGGCAGCAAGUAAAGGGGAGAAGUUUGUGGUACGUCACAAGUUUUGGAGAGCUGCUAAAAGAACUGGAGAAGAUUUAACAAGGAAAUACCAUACAAACUUGAACCCUCUUACAACUAUUGUUACUAAUGCUAACAUCAGUGUUUUAUUUUCACCUAAUGGUGUGCCUUUUAUGGUUUUAUCCAGUGCACACUUUUUAUUUAAUUUCCAGUCAAUAGAUUUUUUUUUUUUAUGAAUGAAAAUGUUUCCACUACAAGUGUCUUCUUGGGUUUGACCCUUGUUGAUUUUUCUACUAGAGAAUAUUUAAAAAAAUUCAGGUUAACUAAAUGUUAUCCUUUUUGGAGGGAUUUGAGCAGGGUUGGAGUCAAUUCCAUUUCAAUUCAGUAUUUUAGUUUAAUUACAGAAUUAAUUUAAUCCAAUCCUGGAUGUG